This is a messenger RNA of Durusdinium trenchii, 2841 nucleotides long. NCBI's taxonomy places the organism in Eukaryota, Dinophyceae, Suessiales, Symbiodiniaceae. The record is from the annotation of a GenBank genome assembly.
AUGAUGGGCUCAUGGGGCAGCGUUCUGCUUGUGCUCACCCAGCAGCUGCGGUCAUGGCGCGGCUGCGAGCAUGUGGUUGAGGGGUCCUUGUCGAAGGAUGCCUUGAGACACUUGCUGAACAUGACCUUGCAGGCCAUCCGCCAGAGCGCCUGGGAAGAGGCACUGGUGUGCUCCAACGUCAUGGAAGAGUGCUCUAACCUGGAUCAAGGUCUGGUUAGCUGGGUGGAGGAAGAUCAGUUCAUUCACAAGUUUCAGGCCGCGCUUCAGCUGGUGGUGGCAUCCUUCGGUGAGAUGCUUGAGGAGAGUAUGUUGCCAGGUGGCCAACUGGAAGAGAUGGAGUCCAAGCAGACGCUCUCCGCACUGGUGACCUCCUUGUGUGGCUUGCUGUUGAGCGCGAACCGCCGAGCGGAUCAGCUGCUCCCUGCCCUGGCCAGCGGUUUGCUCUGUGCCGCCGCGACGUCUCCGGGGCCAAGGCUGUGCCACGAGGGCCGCGCUGCAGGGACGUUGGCUUUCCACAUGCUGCAAGCCCGGCGGGCCUUAGCAGAUGUGUUGAAUACGCUCUUGGAGGAUGCUUCUCAAGAGCUGAGGGCUGAGCAGGAGCACCUCAUUUUGACCAUCGAGCCCGGAGCCUCCCGGCUGGUGGAGACCUUGUGCGCAGCGCGACCCGACCCCAAGCUGCACGAAAUGCUGGUGGAGAUGCUUUGGCGCGGCCUACGGCGUCAAGACGAUGGCUCUCCAAAUCAGGCCCCGGCUUUGGAGCUUUUGGCAGCAUUGAGAGGUCCCAGGGUCGCACGCCAGCUCAAGGAAGAGGUCUCGGCGGAGCACGUGAAGGACUGGGGCAUCGACUUGGCGUUGCAGAUCUCCCGGCGCCCAGAGGUGCACUACCUGGACUGCAGCAUCAGCUGGGGCGGCCUCCGCGCCAAUGAGUGCGCAGCCACCUUCUCCUCCCACAGCUUGCAUGUGGUUGGAGGUUUGUUGAACACCGAAGAGGUCAGUGAGGUGCAGGUGGAGUUUGAGAUUCCAUGGGUUUUCGUGCAGAAUCCCGACGCUGUGGUGGCGCGCGGCUUCCCCUUGCGUCUCACCGUGCUCCUCGAGCCGCUGAAAGCCUGUGGAACGCUGGCACCCGGCGUGGCAGAGCUGGUGUGGCUCUCGGAGGGGAUCCUUCAGAUCGAGAGCUCCGUGGAUGAGGGAAAGACCAAGGAAAUCUUCGAAGAUCUGAACAAACUCUUCCAAGAAGCCUUGCGCAGCUGCUUAGAGGGACCGUUUCAAAAGGCCGACGAGCUUGCGCAGGACAUGACACUGCAAAGCAAUGUCCAGACCUUUGUCCAAGCCUCACGGGGCGAAAGAGAGCAACGAAGACACCCUGGCGACGCCGCAGAGACUGACUCGCUCCGCUGGGGAGCCGAAGGGGAGCCGAACCCAGGACGAGCAGACCAGCCGGACGACGAGAGCGAGCGGACACCGGAGGAGACGACGCGUUCCCUUUGGGACAGUGAUGCGGACUACGACUCGCAGUCAGAGCAAGACAGUGAUGCGGACUACGACUCGCAGUCAGAGCAAGACAGUGAUGUGGAUGACAAGUUGGUGAGCAUUUGGCAAAGGUUGGAACGCAACGGUCUUUUAGGCCCUGGCACCAGGAGAUGGUUUCAGCACUUUUGCUUCGCACUCCCGGGUAGGCUUUGCGCCUUCGCCACCAUAUCAGCAUGCAUCUACUGCUUGGUGAGACCCAAUGAGCAGAUUGUCGCCCUGUUGGGCAAGAAAGCCUUCAAUUUGGCCGGGGCCAUGUGUGCCAUAGCCACGCUCUGUGGGAUUUCUUCAGCCUAUGGUGCUACACACAUUCUUCACGACACAAGUUUCAGAAAGCUGGUCACACGCGUCAAGUCUUCGCAAGCACCGGCGUUUACUGCAGAUGAUGACCAAUUCAAUGAAAAGGAUUCGGAUUGGCGAGGGCGUCGGUUUGAUUUCGAUUGGCUGCCCAUGCUCAACUUGAUCGCAAGGCUUUUGGGCUACGCUUUGCUGAUAGGUAUUCCUCUUUGCCCAGCUUUUGAAUCAGAUCCCAUGUACCUCCUUGCGUGGCUGUUAGCAGUGGUCUUCUUGGUGUUUUUUUGCCCUGGCUGCUUCUAUAUUCAGACCUUGGUGGUGAAGUUGAGCCAUCACCACGUGAAAGGUUUAAUUGAAGACAUCGAACAUGCUGCCAAGCGCAAGGCGCCUGGAAAACCUGCUCAGUUCUGGCAGGAGAUGACAGAAAAACACAAAAAGAUGGACCGAACGCUAGAAACGAUUUGGGAUCUUGCAAUGUGGAUGGUCCUGCCUCAUUUCAUCUCAAGCGUGGCUUUCGGGACGAUUGGCCUGGUUGCUUGCUUGACAGGUCUGGCAACGCGCUCCGAUUCUUUGGCAUUAGCUGGUUUGCCCAUCCUUUUGAUCAUGCUCUUUGAGGUGACGAACCGCUUAGAUGAAAUGGCAAGCAUUACCAAGAUGUGCAUGUCCACGGCGACGAAAACUCCAAUGACAAGCAUCCUCGCCUCAGCCAUCGCAGCAUCAGGUAAGAGUCCCUGGAAAAACGAUGCUGGUUGCAAAUCUGUUGGCUACAACGACUUGGCCGACGAGCGUGCAGACCAUGCCCGUUUUUUGCAGUACUUGAGAACCAAUCGUGCAGGGGUGGAGGUGCGCGGGGUGUUGAUUGACUCCAAUCUGAUUGGCCGAGUGUAUUUGCAUUGUGGCACCGGUUUCCUGGCGCUCUUUUCCUAUUUGCUGGCCAAUCUGAAUAUCCACCAAGAGGACUUGCUGACGGGCUCUCAAGAAGCCAUUCGCCACGUCUCGAACAUCUUAUUCAACCAAUGA